CCGGACUUGAAAGGAGCGUGUGAUAUUGGUUCAGGACAUCUCGCGUGGAGAUGAACCAGUUGCAGCUGGAAUACGUCGACAAUCUCUAGAAACAAUCGCGACGAACGCGCGACAGAGAAGCGUUUGGUGUAGUAACGUUGACUGCAGAGCUGGCGGAGAGGCCAGUCACGCGCGGCGGCGGGUUCAUCAGCGAGUGAGGCGACUAGGCGAGUGAGUCGCAGCUGCGAGAAGAAGAACACCAAACAAACCCUAAUUAGCAGAGGAAGGAAAACCCAUCCCACUCGCCAGAGACCCUCGCGUGGAAUUCCAAUCUACAGAUCGAGUGUGAGGUAGGGAGAGUGGAGGUGCGUGAGAUUAUGGGAAAGAUGAAAGGCUACAACGUAAACGUUCUUAGACUCUCAGAUUAGAGGUCUCUAAUAAUACUAUAUUAUUAUGUUAUAUACCUAAAAGCCAGCCAGUAGUGUGUUGUGAAUAUGGAUAUAGACCUUAGAUUACCUUCUGGAGAUCAUAAUAAAGAAGAAGAAGAGGAAGAAACAAAUGGUAUUGUUAACUUGCUUGAUCAUGACGGGAAAUUCAAUGGUGUUGGAUUGGAUGGAGAUAUGGACAUAGAGGAAAAGAUACAUGUUGAAGAUGGAGGAGGUGUCAACUCUCUGACAACAACUAUGGUAGAGUUUAAAGAGGAUGUAAAUCUUGAGCCACUUGCUGGUAUGGAGUUUGAAUCACAUGCAGAGGCAUAUGCCUACUAUCAAGAAUAUGCCAGGUCAAUGGGAUUUACCACUGCAAUACAAAACAGCCGUCGUUCAAAGACAUCACGAGAAUUUAUUGAUGCUAAAUUUGCAUGCACUAAAUAUGGUACCAAGCGUGAAUAUGAGAAACCUGCAAAUCAUCCACACAGUAGACAGGGUAGCAAGCAGGAUCAACAAAACGCCACUGGUCGACGGGCAUGUGCAAAGACAGAUUGCAAAGCAAGCAUGCACGUUAAGAGAAGACCUGAUGGGAAAUGGAUUAUACACAGAUUUGAAAAGGAUCAUAACCAUGAACUUUUACCUGCACAAGCCGUCAGUGAACAAACUAGGAGGAUGUAUGCUGUAAUGGCAGUACAAUUUGCCGAAUACAAAAAUGUUGUUGGUCUAAAACACGACUCCAAAAGUCCGUCUGAUAAAUCUCGCAAUCUGGCUAUGGAAGUGGGUGAUGUUAAUACCUUGCUUCAAUUUUUUAUUCAGAUGCAGAGUAUGAAUUCAAACUUCUUUUAUGCUGUAGAUGUAAGCGAUGAUCAACAUUUGAGGAAUUUUUUCUGGACCGAUGCGAAAAGUAGACAGGAUUAUGCGAAUUUCAGUGAUGUUGUCUCUUUUGACACUUCCUAUCUUAGAAACAAGUACAAGAUGCCGCUAGUGCUCUUUAUAGGGGUGAAUCAGCACUAUCAGUUCAUGUUACUUGGUUGUGCUUUGCUGUCUGAUGAUAGUCCAGCAACUUUUUAUUGGGUUAUGCAGACAUGGUUGAAGGCAAUGAGUGAUCAACCUCCCAAAAUUAUAAUCACAGACCAAGGAAAGGUCAUGAACUCGGUUGUUUCAGAAACCUUUCCAUCAACAAUCCAUUUCUUUUGCCAGUGGCAAGUAAUCGGGAAGAUCACUGAAAACCUCAGUCAUGUCAUUAAGCAGAAUGAGGAGUUCGUAACAGAAUUUGAAGAUUGCAUUUACAGGUCAUGGACAGAUGGUGAAUUUCAUAAGAGUUGGCAAAACCUUGUUGAAAAUUUCAAUCUUGGAGAGAAUGAAUUGAUACAGUCACUGUAUGAAGAUCGGAUGAAAUGGGUGCCGGCACUCAUGAGGAACAUAUUUUUAGCCGGUAUGUCUACGGGUCAUCGGUCAGAGAGCGUGAACUCUUUCUUUGACAAGUAUGUGCACAAGAAGACGACAAUCCAGGAUUUUGUUAAACAAUAUGAAUCCAUCUUACAAGAUAGGUAUGAAGAGGAAGCAAAGGCAGAUUCUGAUACGUGGAACAAACAGCCUGCUUUGAAGUCCCCAUCACCCUUUGAGAAGAAUGUGGCUGGGGUGUACACAAAUUCUGUGUUUAAAAAGUUUCAAGUUGAGGUUGUGGGGGCCGUCGCCUGUAUCCCGAAAGAACAAAAGCGAGAUGAGAAGACCGUGACUUAUAAAAUCCAGGAUUUUGAAAAGAGUCAAGAAUUCAUGGUGACCUUGAAUGAAGUGAAGUCAGAAGUGUCUUGUAUGUGCCGUUUGUUUGAGUAUAAAGGUUUCCUUUGUAGACAUUGCAUGGUUGUGCUUCAACUAGGUGGAAUUGCUAUCAUCCCUCAACAGUAUAUUUUGAAGCGAUGGACAAAAGACGCAAAGGCCCGAUACCUUAUGAUAGAUGGAGCUGAAGGUGUGCAUUCUAGGGUUCAAAGAUACAAUUUUUUAUCACAGCAAGCAAUGCGAUUGGCCGAAGAAGGAUCUUUAUCUCAAGAAAGUUUCACAUUUGCUCUUCGCUCACUUGAUGAAACGUUUGGUAAUUGUGUGAAUGUUAAUAGCGCAAAUAAGAAUCUCAUUGAUGUUGGCACUUCAUCUACUCCGGGUCUUUUAUGCAUUGAAGAAGAUAACCAAAGCAGAAGCAUCAGUAAAAUGAAUAAGAAGAAAAAUAAUCCAACCAAAAAAAGAAAGGCAAACUCUGAACCUGAUGUUAUGACUGUUGGAACCCCAGACAGUUUGCAACAAAUGGACAAGUUAACUUCUAGACCAGUAACCCUGGAUGGCUAUUUUGGUCCACAACAUGGUGUACAAAGCUUGGUACAGUUGAACUUGAUGGCACCAACUCGAGACAACUACUAUGGAAACCAACCUCCUAUACAAGGGCUAGGACAAUUAAACUCAAUUGCACCUACACAUGAUAGCUACUAUGGGACUCAACCUACUUUACAUGGGCUGGGCCAGAUGGACUUCUUCCGAACUCCAAGUUACCCAUAUGGUAUUCGGGAAGAACCGAGUGUAAGGUCUGCACAGUUGCAUGAUGAGGUGUCAAGACAUGGUUAAGGUUAUUUUCUCUUGCAGCAGAGGAGUUGCUUAACUUGCAGGCUAGGAGCGCAUCGAAGUGUUGAUCUUGAGGUGGAAAAAUGUUUAGUAAGAACACAUACAAUACAAGAAUCUCUGUAUCUUGUAAAAUAUAGAUGACAUAUAAGUAGAGAGAAAAAAAAAGCAAUAUGAUAUUUUUAAAGGCUGCUCCAGGAUUGUCUUUGUGUGGCCAUUCAAGAUGAUAUAAUAGCACCUAUUGUUUAAUUUAUCAUCAUUUCUCUGUAUUUCCUACCCUGGGUGGCUGGGUAUGAGAAAUUGAGAAUAGCCAUCCACUCCCCACUGGCUCCAGCAUCAAGAAGAAGAGAAGGAAAAGGAGACAUUAGGAUUUAGGAGCAGGGUUAAGUGAUCAUUGAGUUGUAUGUCAUAAGUUGUAACCGCUUCUCUAAUUUUGUAUGAAUGUAGAUAAGAACAUAUGUUUGUACAAGGUUGUACAAAGUAAUUAACAUUUCAUCUUGCACGGAGAAACACUUCAAUGUGCUUUUGUUUCGUUGUCUUUGGUUUAUUGAUUUGCCAGAAAUAUAAUGAAUCAGU
This is a messenger RNA of Cuscuta europaea, 3590 nucleotides long. NCBI's taxonomy places the organism in Eukaryota, Viridiplantae, Streptophyta, Magnoliopsida, Solanales, Convolvulaceae. The record is from the annotation of a GenBank genome assembly.